Clunio marinus is the source of this 1680-nucleotide messenger RNA. NCBI's taxonomy places the organism in Eukaryota, Metazoa, Arthropoda, Insecta, Diptera, Chironomidae. The record is from the annotation of a GenBank genome assembly.
AUGCAAUAUGAUUCAUGUUUCGAUGCUCAACUGAACAUAACAUUAAUGUCGCCCAUCCCAGAAAUUCAUCCAACUCGUUUUCAAGAGCUUUUAACUUUUGAAAUAGCUUUCAAUGAAAAAAUUAAUAAAAAUAUUUUUGGAAUGUUCACUGAAAUUCUAUUUAUAACUGCAGCUUUUUUUAUUGGACGUUCAAAUUAUUCAUUAGGAUGGCUUAUUCUUUUGUUCUUGUCAAGUGUCAAUAAUUAUUUGAGGCAACAACGAUUGUUGCGGCAAGCAUACAUUCGAGCAACUUCUUCAAUUCCUGAAAGUCAUCUCAUUCUCUCGCGCCUCGAUGAUAUUCCCGCUUGGGUUAUUUUUCCUGACGUUGAGAGAGCUGAAUGGAUAAACACAAUAUUUAAACAUCUUUGGCCAAAAAUAAAUUUAAUUGUUGAGAAAAAGUUGAGAGAUUAUCAGAUGACAAUAAAUGAACAUGAAUCAUUUAAGAAAUUUAAAUUUGAGAAGAUAAAUUUGGGUAAAAUCACACCACGAGUUACAGGAAUCAAAGUUCAUAUGACGAAUGUUCCUGUUGAUGAUAUCUUAAUAGAUGUGAAUAUUUCAUAUGUUGGUGAUUCUGAGUUGAUUGUAUCGUUAAAUGGCUUCCAAGGUGGAAUAAAAAAUCUCCAAGUCGAAGGAAAAAUUCGAAUUGGUAUGAAAAAUUUAAGUUCUUUACCACCGUUUAUCAGUGAAGUUGAAAUAAGUUUCUUAGAAAGUCCAACAUUUGAUUUUGAAUUUUCCACUGCACUUGUUCCACUUGAUAUGUUUGCAACUGGGGAUUUAUUGAGAUCAUUCAUUAAUGAAGAAAUUUCAAGGCGCCUUGUUUUUCCAAAUAAGAUUAUAAUAAAGGUAGAAACGUAUCAUAAUACAGGAACUGAAGAGUUACCGAAAAUUGUUGGAAUUAUUCAAGUCAAGCUUCAUUAUGUAAGUGAACUUAAUGGUCACAAUGGACAAAUUGCACAGGCGCAUCUCAACUUAGGAUUACAUCGAAUGAAAACAUCGAAAGUAACAAUAUCAGAGAACGUUGCAGUUAUAAAUUUUCAUCAUAAAAUUCCAAUAUUUUCUCAUGAUGCGAAGAUUCUUAACAUCUCUAUUGAAGUUAAAGACGAUACCAUUAAAAUGGGAACAUUUCAAGGAUUCAUUGAUGUGUCAAAUUUAUAUAAAGAUCGUAGAAAAUAUUUGACAUGCAAAAUGUCUCCACAUGGAGUUUCUUCUGUCGAUCUUUUAUGGCUCUCUUUGAGCAGUGAUCAAAAAGAUUUACAAAAUCAAGUAAUUCCCAACGAAAAUUGUACAAUACUCGAAAUUUACAUUGAUUCUGUGAAGAAUAUAAAAUAUUUAACAUCAACAUUCGUUAUGCUUUCAAUAGGUGAAGAAUCUAAAAUUACAACAGUCAUCAAUCCAAACUCAGAAUCAUGGAGACAACAUUUUACAUUUUUCAUUAAUGAUCACAACUCAGCUGAACUUCAUGUUGAAGUUAUCGAUAAUAUGACAUCAAGAACUAUUGGAAAUUAUGUGUUCAGAAUUCACGAUCUGGUUACCCGUAAGAAAAUGAGUCAAAAUCUUCAAGAAAUUCCUUUAAAUCAAUCAAAUAAUGACAGUAAAAUUUUAAUGUUGUUGAAGCUUCACGCAGUUAAAUUUAAAGAUUAA